Bubalus bubalis (water buffalo) is the source of this 1129-nucleotide messenger RNA. RefSeq names its product keratin-associated protein 4-1-like. The coding region runs from base 16 to 813 and encodes 265 amino acids. NCBI's taxonomy places the organism in Eukaryota, Metazoa, Chordata, Mammalia, Artiodactyla, Bovidae. The transcript is spliced from 2 exons. The record is from RefSeq and is a predicted model, not a curated record. Gene Ontology annotation, cellular component: keratin filament.
ACACCCUCUGACACCAUGGUCAGCUCCUGUUGUGGGUCCAUCUGCUCUGACCAGGGCUGUGGCCAAGGUCUGUGCCAGGAGACCUGCUGCCACCCCAGCUGCUGCCAGACCACCUGCUGCCACCGCAGCUGCCGUGCAUCCAGCUGCUGCGUCUCCAGUUGUUGCUACCCACUGAUGCUACAUCUCUGCCUGGAGACCUGCUGCCGGCCCAGCUGCUGCCAGACCACCUGCUGCAGGACCACCUGCUGCCGCCCCAGCUGCGGCGUGUCCAGCUGCUGCCGCCCCGUCUGCGGCGUGUCCAGCUGCUGCCGCCCCGUCUGCUGCCAGACCACCUGCCGCCCCAGCUGCGGCGUGUCCAGCUGCUGCCGCCCCGUCUGCUGCCAGACCACCUGCCGCCCCAGCUGCGGCGUGUCCAGCUGCUGCCGCCCCGUCUGCGGCGUGUCCAGCUGCUGCCGCCCCGUCUGCUGCCAGACCACCUGCCGCCCCAGCUGCGGCGUGUCCAGCUGCUGCCGCCCCGUCUGCUGCCAGACCACCUGCCGCCCCAGCUGCGGCGUGUCCAGCUGCUGCCGCCCCGUCUGCUGCCAGACCACCUGCCGCCCCAGCUGCGGCGUGUCCAGCUGCUGCCGCCCCGUCUGCUGCCAGACCACCUGCCGCCCCAGCUGCGGCGUGUCCAGCUGCUGCCGCCCCGUCUGCUGCCAGACCACCUGCCGCCCCAGCUGCGGCGUGUCCAGCUGCUGCCGCCGCGUCUGCUGCCAGACUACCUGCUGCCGUACAACUUGCUGUCGCCCCAGCUGUGGUGGAUCCUCUUGCUGAAAUCAACCAUGAACCAGUCACUAUCACAUCAAUGUGGACAUAUCAUUCAUUUAAAAUUUUCCUUGUUUUAAAUGACCACCAGCUUUAGUACCCUGUGGUACCACUAAGCCACAAGCAAAAGGGCUCCCAUUCUGCAUUCAAGACCAUUCUUGUUCCCCACAGAUCUCUUCCCUGCAUCUAACCUCAUGUGCAUGACGUACUUGAACUAAACCCCCAGAUAUCUGACUAUUAUACCUGCCUUGACCUUCACAAUUAUGUUAACUAUUUCUAAAUAACAGUAUCUUGAUAUAAUAAAUCCGUGUAUUCUUCUUAAUUA